AUGGCUUCACAAGUGUCGAAACCCUCUGAAAAGCUAGUGAGCGCAGGGAAUAUACCAGUAGAGCCACUAGCUCCGACAACUCACCUUGAUAAUAAGUCCCUUGAUAAAACAAGCAAGGAACAAUUGAAAGAACUGAAAGACCCUAAGAAUCCCUUCAACUGGAGCUCUGGGAGGAAAUGGAGCAUCAUUUUGCUUAUUUCGUCAAUUACGUUUGUCUGCUCGUCGUCGUCGUCAGUAUUCGGCCCAGCCUUACCAGAGUUUUUGAAGGAAUUCCAUUCUUCUGGUGAUACUUUGGCGACCUUUACCAUAUCAGAGUAUGCAGCAGGUUAUAUUCUCGGGCCAUUGAUCUGCGCACCACUAAGUGAGCUUUAUGGUAGAGUACCAGUUAUUCACGCCUCGAACUUACUGUUUCUGAUUUCUACUAUUGCUUGCGCUUUGAGCAUCAACAUCCCCAUGUUCCUCAUCUUCAGACUUGGUCAAGCCUUUUCUACAUGUGGUGCAGGAACUCUCGGUCCUGGCCUGAUUGCCGACUUGAUACCUCUUGAAAAGAGAGGCUUUGCUAUGACUAUCUUUGCAGUUGGCCCAACACUUGGUCCGUCGUUGAGUCCUGUAGUUGGUGGGAUCAUCGCUCAGAAGCUUGGUUGGAGAUGGAUAUUCUGGUUUAUCAGUAUUAUUGCAGGGGUUCUCACUAUUGUUAGUGCUCUGCUGCUCAGGGAAACAUACGCACCAGUGCUGCAGGCUCGGAGGAAGGUUCGAGAAGAGCACGCACGGGGAGAAGUGCAGACCCGAAAGCCGUGGUCAGCCGUUUCGAAAGCAUUUAUUCGGCCGCUGAAGCUUUUGAUUCAUUCUCCGGUAACUCUGAUCUUGGCUUUGCAGAGCUCCAUCGCUCUAAGUUACCUCAAUCUGGUACUCUCCACCUUCGCUAUCACAUUCCAAUCGCAAUAUGAUUUUACCAUAUGGCAGUCCGGUUUCACUCUCUUUGGCAUUGGAGUAGGAUUCAUCAUUGGCCAGAUUGUGGUUGGAGCUUUCUCUGACCGAUGGCUCAAAUAUCAAAAGUCGCGUCAAAUGGAUGUAACACCAGAAGAUCGUCUCCCGCCUCUCAUCAUUGGCUCUGUUCUCAUCCCAGCCGGGUUUUUCUGGUACGGCUGGUCUACAGAGUAUCAUACUCACUGGAUAGUUCCCAUCAUUGGCAGCUCUCUCAUUAGCAUAGGCGCCAUGUUUUGCUUUCUCCCGGUCUCAAUGUACCUUGUAGAUGCGUAUUCUGUGUUUGCUGCUAGUGCUACCGCAGGUAAUUUGAUGAUACGGUCUAUCGUCUCUGCGGUGCUUCCGUUGGCAGCUGAGCCUCUAUAUCAUAGCGUUGGAUACGGUUGGGGAAACAGUAUCUUCGCUUUCAUAGCUAUGGCUUUUCUUCCUGUUCCGUUUCUGUUGGUUCGUUAUGGGCGUUUCUUGAGGACUCACCCAAGGUUCCAGGUUCAGUUGUAG
Molecule: messenger RNA, 1482 nt
Organism: Glarea lozoyensis ATCC 20868
Lineage: Eukaryota; Fungi; Ascomycota; Leotiomycetes; Helotiales; Helotiaceae
Product: MFS general substrate transporter
Exons: 2
Coding region: 1-1482 (493 amino acids)
Biological process (GO): transmembrane transport
Molecular function (GO): transmembrane transporter activity
Source: RefSeq, a predicted model, not a curated record